GCCGCAGGACCAAGGAAACCAAAAGCCAUCACCCCCAGAAAAAAAAGAGAGAAAAAGCAUCCGAAAAAAUCAAUCAGGAAAAAAAAAAGAGGAAAUCCCCAAUCCUCCAUGAAGCCUACCACUCCCUCCCCUCCCGCCGCGGCGGCGGCGGCGGCGGCCACCGACGACCCUUCCCCGUCGCCGUCCGACUCCACGUCGGCCGCGUUCUCCGUCGAGCGCCGCGGCGACGCCUCCGCCUCCUGCCGGUGGACGCUCCCGGACUUCCCCCGGACGCGCGCCCGCACCUUCUACAGCCGCUACUUCGAGGUCGGCGGCUUCGACUGCCGCCUCCUCCUCUACCCGCGUGGCGACUCGCAGGCGCUCCCCGGCUACCUCUCCCUCUACCUCCAGGUCCUCGACCCCAAAACCCCAACGUCGUCGUCCUCCGCCACCACCACCUCCUCCUCCUCGAAAUGGGAGUGCUUCCUCAGCUACCGCCUCUCCGUCGCCCACCCCUCCGAUCCCUCCAAGUCUCUGGUGCGCGAUUCCUGGCACCGCUUCUCCUCGAAGAAACGCUCGCAUGGUUGGUGCGACUUCGCACCCUCCUCCGCCGGCGUCUACCUCUUCCCGCCGCACGACUCGCUUGUCAUUACCGCCGAUAUAUCGGUGCUCUCCGAGGCCGCCUCAUUUGCUGAGACUGACGGUCGCUUCACCUGGAAAGUGCUCAACUUCGGCGUCUUCAGGGAGAUGAUCCGUACACAGAAGAUCAUGAGCCCUGCAUUCUUCUCUGCCGCCAAUGCGGGUGGGAGUGACUGCGGGCUUCGGAUUAGUGUUUAUCAGAGUAAUGUAUCUGGCGCAGACCAUUUGUCUGUUUGUUUGGAGAGCAAGGAGCCCCUGGUGCAGGCAACAUCAGGGUCCUCAUCAUCAGCAUUGCCGUCGAGUGGCGGGGGCAGCGGCGUCCUCGAUGGUGACCGUGGGUGCUGGUGUCUGUUCCGUGUUUCAAUCCUCAGUCAGAGGCCUGGUGGGAGUCACAUCCACAAAGACUCCUAUGGCAGGUUUGGGGCUGACAAUGCCAGCCUUGGGUGGGGAGAUUACAUGAAAAUGGAUGAGUUUUUAGCUGCUGAUGGGGGUUACCUCGUUGAUGGUGCUGUGGUGUUUAGUGCUUCAGUCCAUGUGAUCAAGGAGUCAAACUCGUUCACUCGCAGCUUACCAAUGAUAGCAGGCAUGAGUGGUGCUGGCAGUGGACGAGCUGGGGCUAGAAAGUCAGAUGGGCACUUCGGAAAGUUUGUGUGGAGGAUCGAGAACUUCACAAGAUUGAAGGAGCUGCUGAAGAAGCGAAAGAUCACGGGUCUGUGUAUCAAAAGCAGAAAGUUUCAGGUUGGGAAUCGAGACUGCCGUCUUAUUGUAUAUCCAAGGGGGCAGUCUCAACCUCCAUGCAACCUGUCAGUGUUUUUAGAAGUGACAGAUCCCCGGAAUAGCAGUGAAUGGAGCUGCUUUGUGAGCCAUAGAUUAUCUGUCAUCAAUCAGAAAUUCGAGGAGAGGACCAUAAUGAAAGAAUCUCAGAACCGUUACUCUAAGUCAGCGAAGGAUUGGGGAUGGCGUGAAUUUGUGACAUUAACUGUCCUAUUCGAUCAGGAUGCUGGUUUUCUUGUACAGGACACAGUUGUCUUCGCUGCUGAGGUUCUCAUUCUGAAAGAAACUGCAAGUAUUCAAGAGCUUAGUGACGAAGAUUCUGAAGCAUGCAGUUCAAGCUCUGGAUGCCAGAUUGAUUCUCUGCCAAAACAUCCAUCAUUUAUGUGGAAGGUGGAAAAUUUUCUAUCCUUUAAGGAUAUUAUGGAGUCGAGAAAGAUUUUUAGUAAAUAUUUCCAGGCUGGUGGUUGUGAGUUGCGUAUAGGUGUAUAUGAGUCGUUUGACACGAUUUGCAUAUACCUGGAAAGUGACCAGCCUUCUGGAUUUGAUCCUGAUAAGAACUUUUGGGUUCACUACAAGAUGGCUAUAAUUAACCAGAAGAAUUCUGCAAAAACUGUUUGCAAGGAAUCGUCAAUCUGCACAAAAACAUGGAACAAUUCGGUUCUUCAGUUUAUGAAGGUCUCAGACCUGCUGGACACUGAUGCUGGUUUUCUUGUCCGGGACACCGUUGUUUUUGUGUGUGAAAUCAUAGACUGCUGUCCAUGGUUUGAUUUCUCUGAUCUUGAGGUUUUAGCUUCCGAUGAUGACCAGGAUGAUUUGUCAACAGAUCCUGAUGAUUUUAUUGAAUCUGAUGACACUGAAGAUAUGAGUGGUGAUGAGGAAGAUAUGUUCCGAAACCUCUUGUCAAGAGCUGGGUUUUCUCUUACAUAUGGUGAAAACCAUACUCAGCCACAGGUUACUUUAAGAGAGAAAAUUCUAACAGAUGCUAGUGCAAUUGCUGGAUUUCUUACGGGCCUGCGUGUUUACCUGGAUAACCCAACAAAAGUUAAGCGCAUGCUGCUUCCUACCAAAGUAUCCACCAGGGCUGGUGGAAAGAAAGAUGGUUCAAGGUGUGAUUCGAGUUCCACAAGCCUCAUCAGUUUGCUGAUGGGAGUUAGUGUCUUGAAGCAGGCUAUCAUAGACUUGCUUCUUGAUAUAAUGGUUGAGUGUUGCCAACCAUCAGAAGAUAGAUUGGCAUAUGUCUCAUCAUCAGCAAGUUCCAAAACUUCUCCUGACUCAAAUGGGGCUGGCUCUCCACCAGAGCUCAAUGUUGAAGGUGAACCAACAGAAUGUGCAUGCAGUAAUAAGUAUGAAAGGCUGAAACCUGGCAAUGAUGAUAUCCAGAAUAGGCUUUCUGUACAAAACACAGAUAGGUGUACAAAUGAUGUUCCAGUCACUGUUCUAGAACAGUCAUGUUCUUUCCCAGAAAUAUCUGCUGCUGAUUUUCUAAAAGAUGAAGGUUCUGAUCAGGCUUCCAGGACAAAAUGGCCAGAACAAUCAGAGGAGCUGUUAGGACUAAUAAUUAGUUCAUUGAGGGCACUGGAUGGUGCUGUCCCACAUGGGUGCCCUGAACCAAGAAGACGAUCUCAGUCUGUCCAGAAAAUUGCACUUGUACUCGAGAAAGCCCCGAAGAAGCUUCAGCCAGACUUGGUUGCGCUUGUACCAAAGUUGGUUGAUAGUUCAGAACACUCUCUUGCUGCAUCUGCAAUGUUAGAUCAUCUUCAAAAGCCAGAUGCUGAGCCUUCGUUGAGAUUACCAGUUUUUAAUUCCCUAUCUGAGCUAGAAUUUGACUGUGAUAUCUGGAAACGAGCAUCUUUUCAUGCACAUGAAUUGUUGACUAAUUCAAACGAUGAGCCACUUGUAGAAGCCAUUACAUAUGUUCUCAAGGCAGCAUCGCGAUGCCAGCAUAUUGCUCAAGCUACUACAGCUGUCCGAUGGAGACUAAAAGAUUUGGGUACUGAAGUUCCAGCCUGUGUGCUUGAUUUCUUGUCUAAAACAGUGCAUAGCUGGUCAGAUGUAGCCGAUGCUUUGUUGAAGGAUAUUGAUUCUGACUGCGGGCCUGAUAGCAGUUGUCUCCCAAUGUCCUGUAGUACUUAUAAUACAGAUGGGUUUUCAGUUGAAGGGAUGCAUUCUUUGCAAGAACAAGCUGUACAUGGAAAAGAUCAUCUAUCAGAUGUUUUUAUACUGAUAGAAAUGCUGUCAAUACCCAGAUUAUUUGUUGAAGUUUCACAGGUUUUGCAGAGGGCUUUAUUGCGAGGAGCCUUGGGGCUGCAAAUAGUAGCCAUGGUGUUGGAAAGAAGGCAUUCUCACAGGUCAAGUCUAAAGUCUGGUACUGGGACUAUGGUGAAUGAUUCGCAGAACGAACAAGUUCUGUUAGAUGGGCAGGUUGAACCUUCGGCUGUCCAAGAAGAUGAUUUCACUUCAGUCCUUGCACUUUGUGAGGUAUUAUCUCUAUCUACAGAAACCAGGGUGCAAGACUUUGUGCGGAUGCUUUAUGCCAUCAUUUUUAAGAUAUAUGCUGAGGAUCAUUAUAGAUAUAGAAUUCUGAAGGGCCUUGUUGAACGAGCAACAAAUACUUCAGAUAGCUGCCGAGCAGUUGACAUAGAUAUGGAUGUCUUGGUGUUUCUUGUUAAGGAGGAAUUUGGAAUUGCUAGACCUGUUUUGAACAUGUUGCGUGAGGUUGCUGAAGUUGCUCAAGCUGAUCGUGCAAACCUUUGGCACCAAAUAUGUGCGACAGAAGAUGAGAAUAUGCGUUUGCGAGAAGACAUGGAUAUGGAACAAACAAAAUUCGCUAAAGAAAAAGAUGUAUUAAUGCAACGACUAGCUGAGUCAGAGGCGGCUGCCGCGCAUCUAAGGUCUGAGCUAAAAGCUGAGAGGGAUCGUUUUAUUCGGGAGAAGAAGGUACUUUCUGAGCAGAUGCUGGAGAUUGAGAAUCAGUUGGAAUGGGUGCGAUCAGAAAAGGACGACCAAAUUGUGAAGCUAUUUGCUGAUAAGAAGAAUCUUCGUGAUCGUCUUCAUGAAGCAGAGACACAACUAUCCCAGUUCAAAUUACGGAAACGCGAGGAAGUAAAGAAAAUAACUAAGGAAAAGGAUGCUUUGGCCGAGAGGCUUAAGGGUGCUGAAAUUUCAAGGAAACGAUUUGAUGAUGAAUUAAAACGGUAUGUUGCUGAAACACAGACUCGUGAAGAGAUUCGCAAAUCACUUGAGGGUGAAGUAAGAAGGCUGACUCAGACAGUUGGGCAAACUGAGGGAGAAAAGAAAGAAAAAGAAGAUCAAAUUGCUCGCUGCGAAGCUUACAUAGAUGGAAUGGAGUCAAAACUGCAAGUUUGCCAGCAAUAUAUCCGCACCCUGGAAACCUCACUUCAGGAAGAGAUGGCACGGCAUGCUCCCCUCUAUGGUGUUGGUGUGGAAGCCUUAUCACUGGAUGAGCUCGAUGCACUCGCAAACAUCCACGAGCAGAGUUUAAGACAGAUACAUGCAAUUCAGCAAAGGAAAGGGAGCAGUCAUCUCUUGAGUUCCCCUUCCCUCUCGCAUAUCCCAGGUUUAUACUCCUCGCCUCCUUCAAUGGCAGCUGGUCUGCCAUCCUCACUGAUCCCCACAUCCUCCGUAGCGCCUAAUGGCGCUGGAACCCAUGGAAAUGGGCACAUGAAUGGUUCUAUGGGUAACUGGUUCAACCCAACCUAAAUUCAGAAGAUGCAGCACCGCAACCUGGUGUCCAUUUUGUGCAUCGAUUUCGACGUAUCACAUUUUGCCUAGCCGUAUUUACCAGCCGCUGAGCAAUCCAACGUGAUACCCCCUUUUUGUUCUCGCCAUUCGGUUUGGCUUUUUCGCUUGUGUAUGUGAAACUGGUAGCGCCAUCGGCUUUGAUAGAUCGCCGAAAGCGUUAAGGGUUUCCGCAUGGAAUAAGUUGUAAUAAUCAAAGGGACCCGAUGGAACUACCAGGUAUUCAGGUGCAAAGUGGCAAAGCUAUGGAAAUGGUUGAUACCACCAAUUGCUUGGUUAUUUCUGAAAGCAUUUGGGAAUUUUUUGUUCAAA
Messenger RNA from Oryza brachyantha (malo sina), 5463 nucleotides. RefSeq lists its product as uncharacterized. The coding region runs from base 109 to 5112 and encodes 1667 amino acids. NCBI's taxonomy places the organism in Eukaryota, Viridiplantae, Streptophyta, Magnoliopsida, Poales, Poaceae. The transcript is spliced from 10 exons. The record is from RefSeq and is a predicted model, not a curated record. Gene Ontology annotation, molecular function: protein binding.